Molecule: messenger RNA, 7349 nt
Organism: Xyrauchen texanus (razorback sucker)
Lineage: Eukaryota; Metazoa; Chordata; Actinopteri; Cypriniformes; Catostomidae
Product: sterol regulatory element-binding protein cleavage-activating protein-like
Exons: 24
Coding region: 210-3980 (1256 amino acids)
Biological process (GO): SREBP signaling pathway
Cellular component (GO): endoplasmic reticulum membrane; Golgi membrane
Molecular function (GO): sterol binding; protein binding
Source: RefSeq, a predicted model, not a curated record
GCUUACUGUAGCUGACAUGAUGCAGGGAGAGCUGUAGAGACUUCCAGCCACCUGUCUUCUGGAAAACAAAAGGAGCUUUUUCACUAUUAAAACAAGUCCCCGGAGAGGAGGACAGAACCUGCCAUCGGGGAUCCCUGGAUGCCCGCCGGUGCAAUCACCCUGGCCGCACACGCAGGCUCGAUGGCCAUCAGCUGACCCCUCCCCCCAGGAUGACGGUGAGAGAGCGGAUUCGGCAGAACAUCUCGGCCGCCUUCUAUCGGCACGGCUUGCUAUGUGCCUCCUACCCGGUCCCCAUCAUUCUCUUCACCUCUGCCAGCAUCCUGACCUGCUGUUAUCCUCUGCUGAAGUUGCCUCUGCCAGGAACAGGGCCUGUAGAGUUCACCACUGGAGUACGAGAUUAUUCUGUCCCAUCCCAUGAGUCUCAUGACCUGUCUGAACGACCUGAUUGGUAUCAGGGGCCUCCGGUGGCCUAUAUCCAGCAGGUGCUGCUGAAAGCAGCAGUCUCACCAUGGGAUAACAGUCUGGUUCCUGUGGAUGUGUUCCGCUCUCCCCUCGGCCGUGUUUUCAGUCUUUUGGAGGAGAUCAGAAACCAUGUUUAUACGGACAGAAGUUUGGAGGAGCUGUGUUUGCAGGUGACUGACCUGUUACCAGGGUUACGGCGCAUGCAUGCAGUCCUUCCAGAGCAUGGCUGCCUGCUGGUCUCCCCUGGCAACUACUGGCAGAAUCGGCGUGACCUGUUUGAUGUGGAUCCAGACCUCCUAAAGACAGUCCACCAACAUGAACCCAAAGGCCUUCAUACUUCAGCCACCCUGAGAGAAAGAAAGAAAGAAAGACAAAAAGGUCCACAACAUGAGUACUUGCUCUUUGGUGUCCCAGGGAAGCAGACUGGUGUAAGCCUGUACAGCAGGGAGAGAGUGGUGACGUACACCAUCACAAUUGCACUAAGCACCUAUGAUGCAAGGUUUGUAGCCAGCCUUCGAGCCCGUCUGAAACUGCUUCACCCCUCAGUGAACUGCAGUCUUCGUGAGGACCACAUGGUGCACGUCCAUUUCAAAGAGGAAAUCGGCAUUGCUGAGCUCAUCCCUCUAGUUACCACCUACAUCAUCCUCUUCGCUUAUAUCUACUUCUCAACACGAAAGAUUGACAUGGUGAAGUCCAAAUGGGGCUUGGCUCUGGCUGCUGUGGUUACGGUUCUCAGCUCUCUGCUCAUGUCUGUGGGACUCUGCACCUUGUUUGGGUUGACGCCUACACUUAACGGAGGGGAGAUCUUCCCAUACCUAGUGGUGGUAAUUGGUUUGGAGAAUGUCCUUGUCCUUACUAAGUCUGUAGUGUCAACACCUGUCGACCUUGAAGUCAAGCUGCGCAUUGCUCAAGGUCUUAGCAAUGAGAGCUGGUCCAUCAUGAAGAAUAUGGCCACUGAACUAGGCAUCAUUCUCAUUGGAUACUUCACUUUAGUACCAGCAAUUCAGGAGUUCUGUCUGUUUGCUGUGGUUGGUCUGGUGUCUGAUUUCUUCCUUCAGAUGUUUUUCUUCACCACUGUGCUGUCUAUUGACAUCCGCCGCAUGGAGUUAGCUGAUCUGAACCGGCGUCUCCCAGCUGAAGCGGGGAUGCCACCUCCUAAACCUGGACCUUUACGUCCACGAGAGACGCCUCCCCCGCCCCGUCCCUCCCCCCACACGAUCACCUUGCAGGCUCCAGCUUUCAGAAACCUCCGCUUGCCCAAGAGGCUUAAGGUGGUAUACUUCUUAGCCCGUACUCGCCUGGCACAGCGAAUCAUUAUGGUAGGAACUGUGAUCUGGAUCGGGAUUCUGGUCUACACGGAUCCUGCUGGUUUAAGGACUUUCCUUGCUGCCCAGGUGUCAGAGCAAAGCCCUCUUGGGGAGGCGGGGCUUCCUCAUCUGGGUGUGGCUCCAGUAUUCCCUGGUGGACACCCAACAAGCACACUGAGUGUGCUUGCUGCACCUGAGCCCACCCCCUUACCAGAGAACCUAUCCCAGGGUCACCGUACACCUCUUCCUGGAUCUGUGCCUAUGUCCAGUCCCCAGAUCACAUGGGGCUCUGAAGAUGAGGAGCUGUGGAGGCGACUUUCUUUCCGCCACUGGCCUUCACUGUUUAGCUAUUACAAUAUCACUCUGGCUAAGAGGUACAUCAGCAUCCUGCCAGUCAUCCCCGUCACGCUGCAUCUCAGCCCUCAGGAGGCUAUAGACACACGCCACCCACAGGAUACACACCACCCUCCCCCCCCCAGCCUCAAGACUUCCGAUCUACAGACAGAUCUCACACUCUACAAAGUGGCGGCUCUUGGACUUUUCGGCGGUGUGGUCUUAGUGCUAUUACUCUUUUGUCUGUAUCGAGUACUCUGCCCUCGAAACUAUGGGCAGAACGGGGUGCCUCAUGGGCGGCGGCGGCGUGGAGACCUGCCCUGCGAUGAGUACGGCUACUCGCCGCCGAUCAGUGAAAUCUCCCCUCUGCUGCUGAGAGGCCAUAGCAUGGACAUUGAGUGUCUGGCCAGUGAUGGCAUGCUGCUGGCCAGCUGUUGUCUGGCGGGACAGAUCCGUGUUUGGGAUGCACAGACAGGAGACUGUCUUACUGUUAUACCCAACAAUGGUCUGCGCAGAAGCAGCAGCAGUGGUUGCUGGGAGCACCGUGAUGGCUGGGAUCACUUAAGUGCUUGUGAAGCUGAGAGUCUCCUGGGAACAGAGUUUCGGGAGUCUGGGGGAGGAGCUAUGGGAGGACCAGAUGUUGAUAUUUUCCCAAUAAGGAGGAGGACUACCCCCACACGCCCUGCCCUGUUUGGAAAUCAGCCUGACCUCACCCCACUCAUUGACACCAACUUCGGCCCACUUCCCCCAUCUCAGUCUGUGAGCAGCUCUGGCUUUGACUUUGGAGAACUGGUGGAGAAGGCAUACCAGGAGCAUGAGACCUCACCCACACUGGCUUUCCCACCGUCUCCCCUGGCUUCGCAGCAAAGACGACGAAGCCUGGGGGACCAGCCCAUCCUGCCACCAGAGCUGCCCCCGCAGAGCAAUGGAGACUGGGACAGCUCAGUGUGGGCCAUGGAGCUGAGGGGCAACCUCAUUGCCACAGGCAGGAGCAGUGGCAAACUAGAGUUGUGGGAUGCAGUAGAGGGAUCAUUACGGUGCAGUUAUGAAGAUGGAGUAUCAGGAAUCACUGCCUUGGCUUUCCUUAACAACAGGAUUGUGGCGGCCCGUUUGAAUGGUUCACUGGAUUUCUUCACGGUGGAGAUCAACAAGCCUCUUGGGUUACUACAGUAUCGUGGGCCUCCAGGCCGGGGCAGUCUACCCCACUUCCCCUGCUACAGCAGUGAGGAUGUGAUCAACUGUCAGCUGACGCGCUCUGUGCAGUGUGCCCACCAGAAACCCAUCACUAUGCUCAAAGCUGCCGCCGGCAGGGUGGUCACCGGCAGCCAGGACCAUACAGUUAGGGUGUAUCGUUUGGAGGACUCUUGCUGUCUAUUUACUCUGCAGGGCCACUCAGGUGGCAUUACUGCAAUCUACAUAGACCAGACCAUGGUUCUAGCCAGUGGGGGCCAAGACGGAGCCAUCUGUGUUUGGGACGUCCUGACGGGCAGCCGGGUGAGCCAUGUGUACGGUCAUCGUGGUGAUGUAACCUCGCUGGUUUGCACAACUUCCUGUAUCAUAAGCAGUGGGUUGGAUGACCUUAUUUGCAUUUGGGACCGUAGCACAGGCAUAAAACUGUACUCCAUACAACAGGAAGUUGGAUGUGGGGCUAGUCUCGGGGUGAUCUCUGAAAGCUUGCUAGUGACGGGAGGCCAAGGUUGUGUGUCAUUCUGGGACCUGAAUUACGGGGACCUGCUGCAGACGGUGUACUUGGGCCAGAGCAGCGAGGGCCAGAGCGUCAGGCAGCUCCUGGUUCUGGACAAUGCCGCCAUAGUCUGUGACUUUGGUAGUGAGCUCAGUCUGGUCUACGUGCCCUCUGUUCUGGAGAAACUGGACUGAAAACACACACACCCUUGUGCAUAUACACACCAGCCCACAGACUUAGCACUUUGAUAAAACUCAAGAGUGGCCAGCAGGAAAGCACUCACCCUUUAACCUGUAUCAUGGCAGGUUCAUUGCAGACAUGUCGUUUCUGGUGUCCUCUCUAAUUGGUAGGGAGUGAGCAGUUACUGUUGAGGUCUUCUGCCUCAUAUGAACUUUCUAGCAUUAAUGGGGAUACAAAGGCACAACUCGAUCCUUUGUUGUUUAACAGGUCUCUAGUGCUCCAUCAGAGCAUUUUGUACUUUUGGUAGAACAUGACUUAAGUCACCAGAAUGUUCUGAAUGUUUUACUCUCAACAGUUACUUGAAGGUAGUACAAAACUGCUAGCCGUGAAGGGUGGCUCUUUUUGCCUGCCUUAAGAUGUCUGUGUGUGAGUGUGUGAGAUAGGAAGUGCACAGUGAGAAUGCAAUGCUGUCCAGCCCGGUAACUCGUGACUGUGUGACAGCUUGACAUGCAUGUUAGAGAGUUCACAAUAAUGUGUUUGCGGGGUAAAGGGGGAGGAGUAAUGCAAAGGUCGUUGGAAUGGACAAAAGGCAUAGAUUUUUCUUAGAAAAUGAAAUUGAGUGCUGCUUUGUGAGCAACUGUAUUUGAAUGAGUGUUUGAGUGUUUAUGUGAAUCUCUUGGAAACAGUCCGGGUCAUAUUUCACCUCAUAUUCAAAUGAAAACAUUUGAAACUAUACCUUGCAUAAAGAAGUGAAUGCUAUAUUUUAGCACCGUUAAGAUAUUUUCAUGACAAAACAAUGUCCCAAAAUAUUCUCAAUACAAUAAUGCGAGAAAAAAAAUAAAAAUAAUAAAGCUAUAUUUACAUUUACGUUAUACACUGCAUUUAAGUACAUUUUUAAGUUUACAUAAUGGUAGUACAUGUACUGAAUGUACUUUUUAUCAUUGAUAGACAGGAUGAUUUUCAUUCAUGCUUUUGUGUAAUUUUUUUGCAUUUCAGUCAUUGAAAAUGGGGGCUUUAUUGUGAAAAUAAAUAUUGAUGUAUUUCAAUAUUUCAAUACCCCUGAUUUUGGGGUAAAAUGUGACUAGGACAUUGGUUUUUGAGAUCUGUGAGUGGUUGUGUUUGCAAGAUUGUCAGAAAUGCAUUGUGUAAACAUCUAAAUCUCUGGGGUAGGAGGGUCAAUUUUUAAAAUAGAAAUCAACUAUUUAUUAGUGACGGUUUUUAACCAUUUGUAUGAAGCUUGGCUUAUUGAUAAGUUAAAAUGGAGACGUUGUCAUGAAUUUUAAUAUACAGUACAGAAAAGCUUUGACUAACACUUUAAUAAUAGGAUUAUAUUGAUUUAGUCAGUAACUGACAGACAGGACGUAAGUUUUGGCAUAGUUUAUGUUACCUUCCUAGAGCAGCAAGAUGAGUACCCAGUGACAAGAAAGGGGGAAAAUUGUCAUUCCAGUCCUGCCUUAAACAUAUGGGAGAAAUGUUCCUUGACAGCCCACGCUCUGUUUUAUCUGUUUCCUGGACUGAAAUCCUAAUGAACGUUAAUACUGUUAAUUUUAACCUGUAUUCCAGCUGGCAUUACAGAUCACCCCAAAGUCAUUUUAAUCUAAAUGCAGCUAAUGAUGUCAAAUAUCAGCACAUCUCCGACAGAGUUAGAUUUCCCUUUGUGCAGGAAAGUGGAUAGGGCUGCUUUAAAAAAAAAAGAUUUGUGUGUGUAUAUAUUAUUAUUAUUUGUCUUGAUAUGUAUUGUUGUAGAGCCAUGAGUGAUUUACAGGUUUCACUGAGAUUGCUGACCAUUAGUUGUUAAUAUAUUUUUGGGGCAUGUCUUAGUAUGGUGAAACAUUAAGUUAAUCAAAUCCAGCCCUGCAGUACCCUCACAAAUGUGUGCAUUUGGUCUGGCCUGUGUUUAAAAUAUUCAUAUCAAUGAAAUAAAUGGGGAUUUACUAGUACAGGGCAAAUGGACACAUUAGAACUGAAAUUUAAAUAAAUGUAAAAAUUGCACAGAGUAUCAGAUUGAAUGGAUAGUUCACCCAAAAAUGAAAAUUGUCUCAUCAUUUACUCACCCUCAUGCCAUCUAAUAUGUGUAUGCCUUUCUUUCAUUUUCAGAACACAAAGAUUUUUAGAAGAAUAUCUCUGCUCUUUUGGUCCAUUCAAUGCAAGUGAAUGCUGCCUAGGCUUUUGAAGCUCCAAAAAGCGGAUCAGGUCAGCAUAAACAUUACACAAGUGGAUUAAUCAAUGUCUUCUGAAGUGAUCCAGUUGGUUUUGGGUGAGAACAGACCAAAAUAUAACUCCUUUUUUACUGUACAUCUUUACACCAGUCUCAUUGGCUAUCGUGAUUUCAACAUUGAUUACACUUCCAUGCGUCAGGCGUACAGGAACUGUAAUCGAGCUUGAAAUCAUGCCUAUAGACUGCAGUGGCAAGAUGUAUAGUGAUGAGUUAUAUUUUGGUCUGUUCUUACCCUAAACGAACUGGAUUGCUUCAGAAGACAUUGAUUUAACCACUGAAGUCAUAUGGAUUAUCUUCAUGCUGACUAUAUCUCCUUUUGGGAGCUUCAAAGGCCUAGCCACCAUUCACUUUCAUUAUGUGGACCUACAGAGCUGAGACAUUCUUCUAAAAGUCUUCAUUUGUGUUCCGUAGAAGAAAGACAGUCAUACAUUUCUGGGAUGGCAUGAGGGUGAAUUAAUGAUGAGAGAAAUUUUCAUUUUUGGUGUGAACUAUCCCUUUAAGACAGUAGUUUGCAUUUACCCAUAGCAACGAUUUAAAGAUCUGCAUGUGCAUUCCUUUGCCAAAAAUUCAAAGUCAACAAUUUGCCCUUUGCUUUAGUAAGAAUAUGGACCAGACUAGAAGUGCCCCUACUUUCAUUGCAGAUGAUUUUUAGGUGAUUUAUGUUGCAACAAAUUGGAGCAUUGCUCUUAAAAUAUUAUGGAUUUCCUAGGAUUAUACAUUUGUAUUAACUGGACUUCCCCUGCUGUCUUUAUUAACAGGGGAGUAAAAAAGCACCAUUGUUUUUUUCACUACUCUCUCUCCCUUCCCAGAAGAGCACGUUCCUAGAAAUUAUUAGAUGUGUGUGGCAUUAAAGUGGAAUACUGCUCUCAUCUUGCUGUAUCUUACAAAUUAUUGCUGCUGAUGUAAAAAUGGAGUGGAUGAUGUUUUAUGUGAUGUGUAAUGCCUUAAUGUUGCACUGUUUAUUAAGAUGGGAGGGGGCAGAGAAAGACUGGGUGUAAAUAUUUUGACUUUUUUUGGGCCUGCUCUGCCCUCUUCUCCAUCUUUCCCAAAUACACUACACAGUGUAAGUAGACAGUAGAGGAUGUAACUAAUGCUCUGUUCUAUUUUUAACACCAAAUAAAACAAAAAAACAUUUGUACUAAUUUGCAAAUAAAAAGUCUUUGAU